AUGCCCGUCUCGGAAAGCGCGCGGCGGACGCUGUACGACAAGGUGCUCUCGCACCACAUCGUCGACGAGAAGCUCGACGGCACCAUUCUGCUCUACAUUGACAGACACCUUGUUCAUGAGGUGACAUCACCGCAAGCUUUCGAGGGCCUCAAGAAGGCCGGCCGCAAGGUCAGGAGACCGGACUGUACCCUCGCGACGACUGAUCACAAUGUGCCGACGUCGUCGCGAAAGGCCCUCAAGGACAUUGCCUCCUUCAUCGAGGAGGACGAUUCCCGCACCCAGUGCGUGACGCUCGAGGAGAACGUCAAGGACUUUGGCCUCGCCUACUUUGGCCUCGGCGACAAGCGACAGGGCAUCGUCCACGUCAUCGGCCCCGAGCAGGGGUUCACCCUCCCCGGCACGACGGUGGUCUGCGGCGAUAGCCACACGUCGACGCACGGCGCCUUUGGCGCCCUGGCCUUCGGCAUCGGCACCAGCGAGGUCGAGCACGUGCUCGCGACGCAGUGCCUCAUCACCAAGCGCAGCAAGAACAUGCGCAUCCAGGUCGACGGCGAGCUGGCCCCCGGCGUCAGCUCCAAGGACGUCGUCCUCCACGCCAUCGGCAAGAUCGGCACCGCCGGAGGCACCGGCGCCGUCAUCGAGUUCUGCGGCUCCGUCAUCCGCAACCUGAGCAUGGAGGCCCGCAUGUCCAUCUGCAACAUGGCCAUCGAGGGCGGCGCCCGUGCCGGCAUGGUGGCCCCGGACGACAUCACGUUCGAGUACCUCAAGGGCCGUCCACUGGCCCCCAAGCACGGCUCGGACGAGUGGAACGCCGCCGUCGCCUUCUGGAGGUCCCUGCAGUCGGAUGCCGACGCCAAGUUCGACGUGGACGUGUUCAUCGACGGCGCCGACAUCGUCCCGACGGUGACGUGGGGCACGAGCCCCGAGGACGUCGUGGCCGUCACCGGCGUCGUCCCGGACCCCGAGACGUUCGCCACGGAGGCCAAGAAGGUGGCUGGCCGCCGGAUGCUCGAGUACAUGGGCCUCACGGCCGGCACGCCCAUGGAGGACAUCGUCGUCGACAAGGUCUUCAUCGGCUCCUGCACGAACUCGAGAAUCGAGGACCUGCGGGCCGCCGCCCACGUCGUCAAGGGCAGGAAGAUUGCCGCCAACAUCAUGCGCGCCAUGGUGGUGCCCGGCUCCGGUCUGGUCAAGGCCCAGGCCGAGGACGAGGGCAUCGAUCAAAUCUUUCUCGACGCCGGCUUCGAGUGGCGAGAGGCCGGCUGCAGCAUGUGCCUCGGCAUGAACCCCGACAUCCUCUCGCCCAAGGAGCGGUGCGCGAGCACGUCGAACCGAAACUUUGAGGGCCGCCAGGGUGCCCAGAGCCGGACGCACCUCAUGUCGCCCGUCAUGGCCGCCGCCGCCGCCCUCGUUGGCAAGCUCGCCGACGUCCGCAAGCUCGCCGACUACCAGACCAGCCCCCACGUGCAGGCUCGCGUGGCGCCCGCGACGAAGCCUCUGCCCGUCGCCAACGGCGUCGCCAACGACGCGCACGAGCGAGAGGUGAUUGCCGACCAGCCCGAGGACGUGGAACCCCACACCAACACGUCGGUGCCCAACGGCGCCUCGUCGGCCGGCCUGCCCAAGUUCCUCACCCUCAAGGGCGUCGUGGUGCCGCUCGAGAUGGCCAACGUCGACACGGACGCCAUCAUCCCCAAGCAGUUCCUCAAGACCAUCAAGCGGACGGGCCUCGGCACCGCCCUCUUCCACGCGCUCCGGUACGAGCCGGACGGGUCGGAGAACCCCGGCUUCGUCCUCAACCGGGAGCCGUACCGGCAGUCGAAGAUCCUCGUCUGCACCGGCGCCAACUUUGGCUGCGGCAGCUCGCGGGAGCACGCGCCGUGGGCCCUCCUCGACUUCGGCAUCAAGUGCGUCAUCGCGCCGUCGUUUGCCGACAUCUUCUUCAACAACACGUUCAAGAAUGGCAUGCUGCCGAUCCGCAUCGAGAAUGCGGCGGACCUCGAGGCCAUCGCCGGCGAGGCCCGGGCCGGCCGCGAGAUCGAGAUCGACCUUCCGAGCCAGGUGAUCAGGAACGCUGCCGGCGACAGCAUCUGCCGCUUCGACGUCGAGGAGUUCCGCAAGCAGUGCCUCGUGGAUGGGCUCGACGACAUCGGCCUUACGAUGCAGCUGGAGGGCAAGAUCACGGCCUUUGAGAAGGCCAUGACGGCGAAGACGCCCUGGCUCGACGGUUCCGGCUACCUGAAGAGCGUCGGCGGCCGGCUGGCGGUCCAGGCGGUGCCUGUGCCGACGACGAACCGCGGCGAGGAGAAGAAGGAGCCGCUAGACUGGUAA
Molecule: messenger RNA, 2331 nt
Organism: Drechmeria coniospora
Lineage: Eukaryota; Fungi; Ascomycota; Sordariomycetes; Hypocreales; Ophiocordycipitaceae
Product: 3-isopropylmalate dehydratase
Exons: 4
Coding region: 1-2331 (776 amino acids)
Biological process (GO): L-leucine biosynthetic process
Cellular component (GO): 3-isopropylmalate dehydratase complex
Molecular function (GO): 4 iron, 4 sulfur cluster binding; 3-isopropylmalate dehydratase activity
Source: RefSeq, a predicted model, not a curated record